Molecule: messenger RNA, 9085 nt
Organism: Ooceraea biroi (clonal raider ant)
Lineage: Eukaryota; Metazoa; Arthropoda; Insecta; Hymenoptera; Formicidae
Source: RefSeq, a predicted model, not a curated record
UCGUCACGAAAAACUAAUAACUGCGGAAUUUUAUAUUUUUUUUUAUUUACGUUUCAUCAAUCUCGCGUUGAUUACCGCCCUUUGGAACACUGAAAAUUAACGCUCUUGUUAAAUUAACUUGUACAUUUUUCUCUCCACUGUUACCGUAUCAUGUUUCGAUGACGGAUUUCUCCGGCCAACUGAAAUCGAUUUUCUCUCGGAAAAAAUACUGGGGUAGCUUCCACGUAGCUUCGAGCGAAGAUCAUUGAACGUUCAAAGUCCCGAAUGCCGAUGUACCAGUCACGGCCCGAAGAUUUUCAAUUACGAGCCUUUCGGUGGGCACAGCCGGUACCCCCAGUGCACGGUUGGAGGUGGGAAGGUGGUGUGGUGCACGGGGAUGCCCGGUCUGUCCGAAGUUGGGGGUUGGGUCGGACGUUGGACGUGGAAGAGGGCGGUUUUGAGAGGGUAUGGGUCCGGCGUAGAGACAAUAGUAGGCGGACAAAAGCAUGAUAUACGGCGACCCCGGAGCAGUGGUAUUAAAAUCAUAUUUUUAAGCUCUCCAUCCCGCCGCGCGCGCGCGAGUGCCAUGAGAGCCGUGCCACCGUGUUCACCCCCAACCUCCGGGUGCGGCCCAUCUCUUUUCGACCGCCAACCCUAUCCCGCAAUCCACGCUGGACCGCGAAAUGGCGGAGGACGGGCUCUGUGUCUUUGCGGCGCCGCCGGAUUUAAUUGGAUUCGCCGGCGGUAAUUAAUGCACCCGCUAUCGACUAAGACGGACUGUACCGAUUUACUUUUCAAUAUUACCCUUCUCCGCGACCCUCCGACCGGAGACUUCCGGAAUUAUUCGAAGAGAAGAUCUAUCGCCCAGCUCCGAGCCCCGUGUGUUCUUACCAUGGUGGUAUAAAUAGCUUUCUUUGCCUACCCCGUUGCAUUUCACGAUUAAAUUUCAAUGAACGAAGGACUUCGUAUAAAUUAUGUUUUCAUGAAAUUUUUGCAUCUCAACAUUUUUAUUUUCUCUGCAACUUUUACGUGUUGAUGAGAAUAUCUCCGACUUGUGCGUUCGAACGUUAAUUUCACGUUAGCUUGUGAAUUACUCGGCUCCUGAAACUUGCGAUAACAGCCGAGCUAUUGUUGAUGAUAUCCAGUUUCGUGAUGUUUUUAUGAAUUUAUAUUCAUUGCCGAGAGGCUAUGGAAAAAAUGAUCCGAUGCUCUCGAGGUGCGCUUACUCCCGCGUACGUUCCGGGUGCACUUCAUUAAAACUUUUAAAUUUCGCUUCGUUCUCAUCGCUUGUAGUGUAACUCACGAAAACGGAGGGGUUGCUUGUACGUCUCGCGCCAGCACGAAUUUGCUGGUCCCUUGAACGUCGUUACGUCAGUCGCGAGUCUCGCUGUAGUGCUUUUACAUAGUUUCUCAUUUAAGGGUUUCGCCCUUCUGCGUGUAUUUCUUUCACGUACAGUACACAUAACCGUGUGUGUGUGUGACUUGUGCCUCGUUAUAAGGUCUAUCGGCGGUUUAUAAUACCGCAGGUUGACGCGAAAUAAAAAUCAAUUCGAUUUCGUUCCUCCUUAUUGCUACCAUUCAUGCAACGAAAUAUUUCCUAUCGCACGGUGCCUUCAAAUUAAUUUUCUUUUUUCCCUUUCAGCAUGUGUCGGGUACGAGGAAGCGUCUGUCUCAUUAUGUCCACUGUCGAUUUCCUCCGUCGCAGCGCGGAAUCGUCGCAAAACACAAGAUGUGGACCAACGUCGCGCGCGAUUACACAAAUAUUCGUAGAUGGGCACCAUUCUCCGGCUCCGCGCGUCGCAAUUAAGGCUAAUUGUUUUCUUAUUAAGACUAACUGCGCGGGUCGCUUUAUAUGGCAGUCAAUCUAUAUUUAGAGAGCGGGACGGUAUUAUUUCACUCGUGUUAAUCUCCGAAGGAUCCAAGGGCCGCGAGUCGACGUUAUUAGGCCCCGGACGACGCGAGGAGUUUGGACGUCUAAUCGACCCAGGAAUAAUGUCACCGGGAAGUUCGUCCCUCCGGCGGAGGUCUCUGUCUCUAUCCUUCCUCGCUCUACCCCUAUCUCUACGAGAGGGAUAUUCUAAUCCGUCCCUUAGAGCACGGCGCUUCGCGGGAUCCGAGGGAACAACGUAUGUGCCUCCUGGUCUCCGUAUUCGGCGCGCGAGGGUCGCGCGAGGGUAAGAGACCGGAGUGAGAACGGCACGACGAGCGAGGAGGUCGAGGGAACGAUAAUUCGGUUCACUCUGAGUCGAUGGUUGAGCUCCGGGCGCGGUUGACUCGAGUCGAGCGACUGCGAGCCGUUCUGCUCCUCCUUGAUAUCGCUGUUAGAUGGCGACUACCGAAACUCUGCACUAAUCUCAAUUUACGACACCGCGGCAAAUCAUACGUGCCGGCGGCUCCACUAUUUCCACCCUUGCCCUCACUCUCGCGUUAUUAGUCAGCGAUCGGGAGAGCUGCUGCUUAUAUCGACUUUAUUAAUUAGGUAAGAUUUAGUAAGAAGAAAGGGAUGAAACUCACUGUCGACAAGACUGCCGAGAAUGUUGUUGACAUUGUUGAAUGAUUACGAGCGUACUUAACGACUAUCCGCCGAUAGGAGGAGUAUAGAGGCCGCUGAUUUAUCAAUUUAUAUCGUGUAUUCCUUUGAAAGUUCCUGGCCGGCGAAGAGAGAUUGCUUGGAAUGUCGCCAGGCGAGCAGCCGUUCGUCCGGCUGGAAAGAGAAACUUGCGAGGUGGACUGGCAAGCCUUUGUGAGAGAAAGUGGCGAAAAAGAAUGCACGGAGGUGGAAUCGGGGGAGGAAGAGGGUGGUAGGACGGGAUGAAACGAACUGAGAUGACCAGGGAGAGUGGUAAGUGGCAGAAAGGGAAGAAGGAAGGAACGAAGAAAGGAAGGACGGACGGAAGGAAGGAAGGAAGGAAGGAAGAUAGGUAGCAAGCCUGGGGCGAGGCGAAGACCACGAAAUAUCUGUCAAUCGCAAGAGCGAGAAGGACCGUGCCAGCAAAGUCGAUUUAACGCCCGUUAAGGAAGCAAUUCCUUUAAGAAGGAACGGGCGACCCGGCAAGGACAACGUAACCCGGGAUCCUUGACCCUUGCUGAGACUUACGAUCUUCUGCGAGGAAUCGCUUCCGUUUGCUAUUAUCGGCGGACGAAUAGAACAUCAAUAACCAAUUUCGUAAGACUAAUAUCGCGAAAAUUAGUUCUCCCGCGCUCACCCCCUCGUGCUUCAUCGUCCGUGAGCUUCGUUAAAAGAUCGUAGAUCUACUCUGCGGCGACGUUCAUGGUUCUCUUAAUGUCCAUCCACAGGCGACGCGGACGAUCGUGAAUCUCUUUUUAUCGUCGUGCGAUAGUCGGCCGCUCACCCCCGCGCAUCCCGUCAUUUCCUUUCUUUUUUUACGUCCUGCAAAUAUACCGCCACGUUGCCGAUGUGCCGGAGCGACGUGGCAAACUUUAACUGAUAUUCUUUGAAGGACUCUCGACGAGGGAUGCGACAUUUGAAGCUUAAAUUAUUAUGCAGUGUCUUCUGGCGAGGGAGAGAACUAGAGAAAAAGAGAUAAUAUAAUUCUUCAAGUUUCUUCUUUGGAAUUUUCGUGUAGAAUAUCGCCAACACCCUCCACACGUGUGUAUUUAACUACGUAAUCGCGUGAACUUUCACAGGGAGGAAGAGACUCACGUUGUCGAGGACAUCCACGAGCACUCGGCCAUGGCUCGGGGAUACGCGCGAGAGACGCACGAUCGUGUCGAAUGCAAAUUUCACGAGUUUUUCCAAUGGCGUUGAUGAAUAAGAAAUCGUGAGGUCGUUCGCUGUAUGCCGUAACGAAAUGGAGUACGGAAGUAGAGUGGCGUAAAGACCUCGUUGGAAACUGAGUUUCAUCAAGCACACUGGCCCCUUUUUUUCCAACCCCACCACCCUUCCCGCGCCUGCCGUCUCGUCGCAAUCUCAGUUCCUUUAUAUAUUCGCUCUUAUCAGAAGGUUGUAGGGAAAGGGCGAUACACGAGGGCCCGAAACGGAAUUUUGCCUUCCAAAGUUGACGGCGGAAGUACUCGUUACGUACUCGCUGCACAUUAUUCCACCUGCUCUUUCGUGCGCACGUCCUGCCGUAUCUGUUACACGUCUUCACAUUUUCUUUCGCACUCCUGCGUUACCCCUUUGUUACCUCCGGUAGCGAUCAUCCGCUAAGAAGUCGAGUGGCUAAGCGUCAAUCCCUCGAAAACUGCAUUUUGUCCAUUUAUAUUAUCUGACUGUCACCAAUUUGGAAUUAAUGUUAUUUAGUAAAUAAAAAAUGUUCAACGAAGCACAAACAUGUAAUAAAAUAAGUGAAUGAUGAUUAUGAUUGAUGUAUGGAGUUGUUUAAUAUUUUUUUUAUUUGCAUGUUCAAACUGUCGCGUUACUGACUGUUACACUUUUGCUAAAAAAUUGAAUUGUUAUAUCUAUAGACGAAUUGACGAAUGAUGAUUGACAUGUUGACGAUAAAUGCUAAUAAUAUUUAUAAAUAUUUUUCUUUUCUCUCAUGACAUAUAAAUGUUAUUUCUAAAAACAGGAAAUUUAAUAAACGAAAACGAAGUGCAAAUGGAUCAGUCACCAGGUUUGGGAACAAAAUCUAAGCGAUUUUAAAAAUGUCAGUUAUAUGUCAUUAUGUCAAAUAAAUUUAUGGUAGAACAAGCAAUAAAGAUUUUAAAAAUGUAGUUGACACAAUAAAUAAAGAUAAAGUCAAAUUGAAACAUCUCUCAAAUUACUCUAGUUCUGAAAUUGUGUCGUGAUUAAUCGUGAUCGUCUCUCUGUAAGUUUAUAUUUAUUCAUUUACAAAUAUUACAUCUUUGAUAUACCUCAAUGUAAACGUUAAUAAUUCAAAUUCAUUAAACAUUAAAAUGGAGUGAUUGCAAGUUCGUGCGCUACCAUUUUCAAUAUUGAAUUACGUAAUAAAUUGAAGACCUCGUUAAAAUUUCUAUUUCAUUUUUAGCUCGCAAUUACGCGACUCGGCGUUCACAAAGACUCCCUGAACGCAGAAAAGCAAGAUAGAAUUCGCGAUUUAUGACUCGUUGCACAAAGAUUAUGAAAGAAGAUGAAGAGAGGAACAAGAUGUAUCGCUCAAACCAUUAAUCUGUCCGAUCCGAAAACCUGUGUAAGACCAACGGUUCAGAGACUCGUUAGCGCGGAUAAGGAUUCUCGUACCGAUACUAAUCGCGCAAGUAAUUACUGUGCACCGAGACCAGUGACGAUUAAAGUUUGCACACGGCAGGACACGCAAAGAAAAUGCCCGCCGAAGCUCUGUGAUUGUCCCGCGCAGCUGCCACCCCUCUCGAGCGGCGAAAAACUUUGCAGACUCGUGAUGUUUCUAAUGAAAGGCGCUAUCUGUACCGGUCUUAUUUAUUGGACCUGCUCGGAAGGAUUCUGGGGCGACAGUACUAAAACGGAAGAUCUGUAUUAUAGAAUGAUGAGGUCGAUUGCGCAUGCUAUAGAUGGCCGACCACCAGAUGCCAGUGACGUGAGUAUGAAUCUGUCAAUGUGAAUAUAUAAACAUCACAUGAAAAUGUCAAGUUACAUUUAACGCCGCAUGGUUUUCUAAAUUUCUGUCGUCCACGGACUCCUCUCACUGACACACUGUCGUCUUUACAAGUGCAGCUGCCGCAUCUGGACCGAAUGAAAUACUCGGCGUUGCAGGUGUACAAUCGCAUGGUGGUGCGAUGUAUGGAUAUCAUCGUCAGUGUGCCGCUGGAGAUGCAUCGGAAGCUGCGAACUAUCCUAUUCCCGUGCGACUCGGCUGAGAAAACGACGUCGACACGUCUCGACUAGGAAUUGUGUCGGUAUUUGAAGCGUUAUCGUAUGGGUAUAUCAGGUAAUAUGGCACCCACCCCCGCGAAGCUUUCUACAGCUUUUCGUAAAUCUAAUCACGCGAGAUUUAAGCGGAACGGCUACGGCAUCGGAUCCCUCGGAAUUGACGGCGACGUUAACGCAAAUAAACGUGCUUCAUUUCCCGAAGAAACAUUCGCGCGCGGAUUGUCGAGGGUACACGCGAGACUUCUCUUUUUUAUUUCCGCGCACGCGGUAUGCUCGCGGUAACCACGAGGUGUCUGAGGCGGGAUUAAAAUUCCGCGCGGCAUCUUUUCCAUUUUCCUCCGCAACGCUCAAGGGCACGCGAGGGAGCUCGCAAGGCGUGCAUCCCAAGCAAUUUUUAUGGCCCUCCUCCGCCUGACUAUUGUCGUGAAAUCUUAGAUACAAGGAGACUUGGAUGCUUAAAAAUUGGAGGAAAAAACUCUACUUUCGUUACGUGUCUUUACGACUCUUUCCGCUACGGUGCUUUUAGAUGCUAGAAAUUUUUGAACAUCUUAUAUAAAUUAUAUAUUUAAAUGCGUAUGCGCGUGUGAUUCGAGAGAAAUAUUUUCCAGAUCAAAUUCGCGUAGUGAAAUCGAUACACGGAGCAGACGAGAGCUAACUAGGGUGAAAUUUAAGAGCAGGACCAAGUUUCGCCGAGCGCAGCGCGGAAUAUCUCGAAGCCGUCGCUCCGAGUGACUUCUCGUGCGGGCGCGAGUAUUCCUUUUUCGUCGAACGGGAAGGAAGUUUCGGUCCCAUUUUUCAAGCGCGUCUAUCCUUUUUGCGGCACGUGAGCGUCGUUUGUCAAGGUUCCUAUUUUACUUUAUAAGCGUGCUCUUCUCUCCCGAGUGCACGGUCGUUGCGCGGAGAAGUAGUAAUACGGUGGCGUUUCUCGCCUUCUUGGGGGUGGCGCGAAUAAACGAGCGGGAAUCACUUGAAUACUUUGGUGUUCAGACAAUUAAACAGUUUAUUUCAGAUCAAAACAUGGUGUAGUAUAUACAUACGGCUUAAACGAUAAACGAUAUGGAUCUGAUAUGAAAUCGCCUAUACAGUGAACGUGAGGUUCCGCUUGCGGCUGUCGAUCGAUUUACAUGGACUCGGUGUGUCGCGUCGUUACGUACAGCUGAUUAUGUACAGUCAUUUUACUCGCUACUACAUGUUACUUCCUCUUCGUACAUGCUCUCCUUAUUCUCCUCGCCUCGCGCGCGGUUGUUGAAUCGCGCCGAGAACGGUUACUUCCGGUGCCUACUUUUGGCGAUUUUCCUCGCACGCUUCCUCGCUAAAUAAGAGAUCCUUACACAUGACAAGAUUAAUAUCCCCGAUAUUUUUCUCGCUUUACAAAAUGAAUAUGUGGCCAGUAGUAUUUCUUCGUCUUAUUCUAACUCUCGGCCCGCGUUAAUGCGUCGUCUUCGACAUUAUUCAUUCUUCAACAAGUUCUCGUGGACGUGAAAGAUACGUGUCGCUGAAUCGACCGCUGCCGAUUCUUUCACGAUCAUCCAGAAGUAUAAAAAAAUUGAUAAAACAAGAAAUCGCGUGGAUAAAAAUUUCAUACAUUGAGGAUCAGAUUAAUUAUCAGGUAGACUCAAAGAUCUUUUUAAAAGGAAACAUCAUUGAGAAGAGAUGUGAAGACUUGAAGUUUAUUCGAGUUCAUUCAAUCUCUUUUCAAUGGUGAAAGGCUCUGGAGAAUCGUCAAAAAACCACAAAGCCGUGACGACACGGGGGUGUGAAUUUGCGGGAGCUCGAAGAACGCGUUGUCGAGCACGGCAGUCCGCGUAAAUGCGAAAACCACCUGGAGAUUCUCGCGGAUCGACAGGAACAAUUUCAGCGUUCUUUCGGCGUUUCUUCAUCUUGCCAAUGAACAAUCCAACAGGGAAAGGGGGAGGGGGGAGGGUGAGUGCCCGACAACGUGGCCGUUCUGUCGCUCAUUUCGGAAACUCGGACGUGGGCCAACUUAUCGUUAGACUUUCCCGUGAUAAUAUGUACAGCGAUACAUUAGCUAACGAGCAACCAUCGUACUGGAUCAUUAUCUUUUUAUACAUCGAAACAGACACACUCGAUUGAUUCGACAUUAUUUAUACGUUUCGUAUGCCGAAGAGAUUCCCGUGUCGCGACGCGACACUCGUUACUCAUUUUCCUCCUGUCCGUCGCAACGAUCUCCCUUUUUUUACACAUUAUGAGUCUAUCGAUCAUUCGAAGCGAGCGAACUUUCCACGAGCAAAAUUCGCGUUACGCCGUUCCAUUAGGGAUACGCUUUUUGCCGAUUCGUUAGCUCCAUUCUCGCCGCAGAAGUUUCACCACUUCGUCGCGAAGUGCCACGUGGAAGACCAGUUUUUGCGAAGCUUGCAAAGUGAAAGCUUUCUUCGCGCGAGCAUAGAAAUUCGUUUGCGGACGCCACGUAUAUCGUGCCUCCUCGCGAUUCUCUUCCUACCUUCUUCUCUCUCUCUCUCUCUCUCUCUCUUCCUCCUCUUGUCGCGAAUUGAACGAAAUCGCGCGUAACGAUUUAAUAAAGAACUCAUUAAACUAUGUAUAUAUUUACACACACGCGCGCACGCACACACAUCCGGAUGAAGAUCACCCCAUGGAAUUCUGAGAAUGUUGAGUCUCGGCCUUGUGUGAGUUGUUCGACGUUCGCGGGAAUACGGUGAAACUCAUAUCUCGGUAGCGGUAGAAAAAUUUAUAAAUGCUCUAUCACAAUUACACCAAUAGAGUGAUGUCUCGCCUGGUCUCGGUCUCGAUAAGUAGUCGUUUCGCUUUGUACGUUAUAUAUAAUAUAUAUACGCGACGUGCUCAUCCCUUUAGAAUGGCAGGGGGGAGUUGCAUGAUUUUUCUCGCCGCUCGUAUAAUAUUUAAUUAUCUAUUUAAUUAUUCAUUCGCGAUCGCACGACGCGUUACGCAGAGAGAAAGUACGAUCGAUACGAUCUAGAGAUCUAACGUGUGCGUUUGGUGAUUAGUGAUUUCUUUGAAAUUUCUUCGUCUCGGAAAUUUAAUAACGUCAACGCCGUCCGCGCGUUGCGUACGAAAGUUGUGCCCAAGAAUAUCGAAUUCGGGGUUUAAGGAUAUCGAUACCUCGCGGUGCUCCGUUUCUCUCCCCCUCGCCUCCUGAUUUUAUCGCGAUAUCGGGGCCGAUCGUUCAACCUUAAAACCGCAUUUCACGCCUUCAAACUACACGCCAAAGUGGCAUCGAGCAUUCCCUUUCUUCCUUUCAUUCCGCGGUUCCCUCCUCCCCGUACGCGCCCUCGACUCGGUAUAUAUUCGCGCAGUUCCUCCAUUCGUCUUCAUUCGAGCCAUCGGAAAAGGGGUUCG